AUGGAGAGUAUCAUGACCAUCUCUUUACCUCCGGAGGUAUCCUACCAGCAGCAUCCGAGCGAUCAAAUUCUUGCCAAGUUCAAAGAGCGAACUGCGCCCACUGUCAGUAUCGGCAAGCGACUAGCAAUCUAUCAGAAUGAAGUCACAAAGCUGGCACCCUGUCACCCGUUCUUGAUGCAUGCGAUCGCCACCCUGACCCUGAUGCACGACCGUCACCUGAUAAUGGCUGAUACGCCAAUUUAUAACUCAAAACUUACUCCAGCCGAAUCUUAUCAGUGGUACCGAGCCGCAUCGUCGUUCAAUGACCGCUUGUCGUCAUUGCAGCGGUGCCGCGCAGGGGAAAGCAUACCUGCCUCCACGCAGCUUGCUUUACUUAGCACAGCAGCUAUUCUCUGGGCUAUAUCCUUCUAUUAUACUGCUGCUAGAUCACCAGAAGAGGCGUGGCCGCUCAAGUCUCCGUCCUCAUCAGAUCUCAAUUGGCUACGCAUGAACAACGGCAAAGAACAAAUAUGGAAAGUGACUCAAUCGUAUCCCCCAGACCCCAUGUCCAUGGCCUUGGCUUCCAUCCAGACUCAUGAGAUGCUCCCGGCUCCCAACUUGAACAUUGAUGCUCUCUUGGGCAACCUCCCGCCGGCGUUUAUUCGUCUCUUCAACCUCGACGAUCGCGACCUUCGACUGGGUAUCUCUGAGGACCCAUACUACACCAUUGGAGUGCAACUUGGUCAAGUAGCUUAUAAAGAAUGUCCCCUUCACGUGAGUGUCCUGGGCUUUAUCUCUUUCAUUAGCGGCAUGUCUCCUCUGGUCAGGGGACUACUGGAAGCGAAGGAUCCACGCUUGCUGUUGGCGCUGGCUCUUUGGUAUGCUAAGCUGUACCACAUUGGAAUUUGGUGGAUGUCCCGGCGGCUACUUCUAGAGGGUCAAGCCAUCUGCACAUAUCUAGAGCGUUUCUACCCCCAUGAUUUCGACAUUCAGACCCUUUUGGAAUCUUCUCGGAUUACUUUUCGCACUGAGGGAUUCUAG
This is a messenger RNA of Penicillium maclennaniae, 1020 nucleotides long. RefSeq lists its product as uncharacterized. Gene Ontology annotation, biological process: regulation of transcription by RNA polymerase II. The transcript is spliced from 2 exons. The record is from RefSeq and is a predicted model, not a curated record. Lineage: Eukaryota; Fungi; Ascomycota; Eurotiomycetes; Eurotiales; Aspergillaceae. Bases 1 to 1020 code for a protein of 339 amino acids. Gene Ontology annotation, molecular function: DNA-binding transcription activator activity, RNA polymerase II-specific.